AUGCUCCAAAGUUUGUCUCCGCAAUCGACAAAGAUGAGAUCUUUACCUUCUUCUUCUUCUUACCCACUCGUCGCUUUGAGCAAUAGACUUGAAACCCUCUUUAGGAAAGCAGAACAGCUUUCGGUUCUGUGUCAAAUUGAGGUCUGCGUUAUCUAUUAUGGACCUCAAGGAGAACUUCAAACGUGGCCUCACGAGAUAGAGAAAGUAAGAGAUAUGUGUGUGCGGUACAGUCGGCUAAACGAAUCCUUGAGAAGCAAAAAACGCGUUAAUCUUUCUGAGUUCCUCAAGGACAAGGACAAGGGUUUGGAGAAUCCGAACAAGAGGAGGAAGACGUCGUCUCCGAAGAAGAAUGUGGAUGUAUUGAAGUAUCCAAUCUCUGAUCACUACUCUCCCGACCAAAUCCCCCAAUUGAUUCAGUCCUUGCAACUCAAUAUCUCUACAUUCCAACGAAGGCUUCGAUUUCUUGAGUCGCAAGAGAAACACAAACUACUCGAUCAUCAUCAUCAGAGUUUAGCAUCAUCCUCCUCUCUCACGACCCAUUCUUUGAACCCUAGCCUGCAUCAGA
This is a messenger RNA of Camelina sativa (false flax), 565 nucleotides long. NCBI's taxonomy places the organism in Eukaryota, Viridiplantae, Streptophyta, Magnoliopsida, Brassicales, Brassicaceae. The record is from RefSeq and is a predicted model, not a curated record.